GGUGUCAGACUCACAGUCAGAGCCUUGAACUUUGCUCAGACUUUAUCAGCUGGGACUCAGCCGGCAACUGUGCUCCCUGGCCAAUAUGGCGUUCCGCUAUACCCAAUGAAGCCAGCUUCUUUUUUAGCAUUCUCCAUUAAAUAUUGACCAAUCAUAUGCCUUAAGGCCAGAGGGCACCAAGUCUAAGAGAUUUCUGCAUAGUUUUGUGUGGAUGUGUACAGCAUCCUAUCAUGAUAUAGAAAUUGAUUCUACGCGUGGACUUCCACAUUUCAUCAAGUUUUAGGACCAAUCCAACCACUACAGUAAAAGAACGCGUUAUCUUCCCUUUCGCUAUGCCGACUGCGUCCUCCCUCUCGAGCGAGUUAUCCUCUAUACCGCCAGAUGAGAUGCAUUUAUCAUCAUCGCCGUCUGCCUCGUCCACAUCCUCAGAUUCGACUCCCCGACCAAAACGUCCUUCCCCAAGACGAUCCCCUACCAGAUAUCGGCAGAUUCGGCGUGUUGCAGGGAAAAAACGGCUUCAACCAUUUGACAAAUUACGCGAAACAUUGUACCUGUGGCGAAAGCAGCGGUUCACAUUUAAAGAAUUUCUCCGCGCCUGGUUACUAUCGGAUGAGCACCAUGGUUCCUUGGGGAGGGCUACAAGGGUUGGAUUAUUCCGUGAACUCUUAGAAGAGGAGGAAAUCCGUGAGGUUCUUGGGCAUCACCCCUCAAGCCGCCGUAAUUGGCAACCUCUCCUCAAAGAACUUGAUGGCUUGACCGAAUACAAAUACUUUGACACUUUCGAUCCUGAUACCGCCCACGAAUGGGAUAUCGACCUUGAAGAUGUCCGAAAAGUUAUCAAGACUAGGGCACCAGAAUGGUACAGCUGCUUGGAUCUAGUUCUUCGAAACUGUCGCAGUCAAGAACCAGAUCAAAGGGAGACUCUUUCAAAGGGGACGAUUGGGCAAAUGUACACGAUGACUGCAGUAGCAUGCCGGAGUCGUAAGCGGAACACAUCAAGUGUAUACGCUAAGAAGCUGGGAUUAUAUAUGAUCUCUAGUGGGACAAAGCGGCGGGUUGUGGAUACAGUUGCUGGUCUCGGGCUUACUGACACUUACCAAAGUAUCAAUGAGGAUAUUUCAGAUAUGGCGCUCAAGGCGAAGGCAGGUUGAUUAUACCUUAGGUUAGAUAUUUUCUUCCUACUUCGCUAUUAGAAUCGUCCCCCAAUGCUAGCCAAAAUGCCAAAGGCAGUUCUUGUUUAUAAUAACUUCAACUUCAAAGAUACAUAUUGUGCAUGAACAGAC
Eremomyces bilateralis CBS 781.70 is the source of this 1283-nucleotide messenger RNA. RefSeq lists its product as uncharacterized. Lineage: Eukaryota; Fungi; Ascomycota; Dothideomycetes; Eremomycetales; Eremomycetaceae. The transcript is spliced from 2 exons. The coding region runs from base 333 to 1151 and encodes 272 amino acids. The record is from RefSeq and is a predicted model, not a curated record.